AGUGCUGCUGCAAUAUUUCAAAUAUUCAUUGUACAUACACAUUUUAUUGUAGUCUUUCAUUCAACGAAAUGAAGGUACUAGUGCUUGCUGUGAUAUUGCUUUUCAAUCAAGAGUCAAUUAGUGGUAUGCAAUAUGCAAAUGAAACCGUAGUCGGAGCUUAUCAUAUUUUUACUACAAGGGUUAACUGGAUGGACGCCAUUAAACGAUGCCACUCAAGGAAUAUGACAUUGAUUAGCAUUUUAACAGAACGUCAAAAUAACAAAAUCAUAGAAGCAAUUAAAAAAGCCGGCCAAGGAGAAGUGGGUUUUUGGACUUCAGGUAAUAGAAGAAACAGAAAUGGAACUUUUCAUUGGGAAAAUGGAGAAGCAUUCGGUUACACCAAUUGGGAGCAUGGAACGCCCGAUAAUCUUGGUCUGGGGGAGGAAUGUGUGGAGAUCAAAGGUUACAACAUAUUAAAGUGGAAUGAUCAUUAUUGCACCUAUAAUCUAUAUUAUAUAUGCGAAAUCAAUAUCAAAGAAAGUUCAAUACUCACUAACGUGUUCCUUUACUUAAUAUUACCAUGCGCUCUUCUUGCUGUGGGUUACAUUAUAUUUAAAAGUAUUCGUGGAAAUUCGAAUCUAAAAUUCGAAAGACCUUCUUUCAUAAAUGUCAUUUUUCAAUAUAAAAUUUUCCGAAGUUUGGACAUAUUUUGAAAGUAGACGUACACGGAAAUCGCAAUUUAAAUAAAGCUCUAUUCUGUAUCUUUUUUAAUCGUUCAAUUUCUUCAUUAUUCAAUUAUCAUAAAACAAAAAAAAACGAAUCGUAAAAGGCAAGCUUAAUAUCUAUAAUAAUGUAUUUAAAUGGAGCGAAUAUUUUGUCAAAAUCAACGUUAUAUUGUAUGUUAGCGCCAUCUUUGUGUUCGAAUGAAAAAUUAGUGAAAAAUACAAAUAUAUGGAGAAAAAGACAAAGAGAGUUGAAAUGCAUCGGUCUUGCAGUCCGAUUCUUGAGCUUGUUACGGUUUUGAAUGUUACGUACACUAUGUGUCGCCACAAGCCAACUUUUUAAAAAAAGAAACACAUCACGUUCAUUUCUUUAAAAUUGACAA
Contarinia nasturtii (swede midge) is the source of this 1084-nucleotide messenger RNA. RefSeq names its product lithostathine-1-like. Lineage: Eukaryota; Metazoa; Arthropoda; Insecta; Diptera; Cecidomyiidae. The record is from RefSeq and is a predicted model, not a curated record. Gene Ontology annotation, molecular function: signaling receptor activity. Bases 69 to 692 code for a protein of 207 amino acids. The transcript is spliced from 3 exons.